Episyrphus balteatus (marmalade hoverfly) is the source of this 1341-nucleotide messenger RNA. Its product is annotated as pupal cuticle protein 20-like. Gene Ontology annotation, cellular component: chitin-based extracellular matrix. Gene Ontology annotation, molecular function: structural constituent of chitin-based larval cuticle. Lineage: Eukaryota; Metazoa; Arthropoda; Insecta; Diptera; Syrphidae. The transcript is spliced from 4 exons. Bases 531 to 1310 code for a protein of 259 amino acids. The record is from RefSeq and is a predicted model, not a curated record.
CCCCCGCAAACAAUAUUAUCUUACUCUUCAAUCAAUUUUAUUUAUUAUUUUUAUUUUUAUGAAUCAUUUUCGAAGAAGAGUUCGUGAAAAGAUUAAAAUAAAAUAAAAAUAACCUUGAUCUUGUGUCGCUUUAUUUCUUCAACUAAACUAAAAAAAAAAAAUAAAACAAAUGCAUUUACUUUGAUUAAUUUUGGAUUAAAAGUUUAAUUCUUUUUUUUCGACUUGAUGAUGGCGGCGUAUUGGCGUCGUGAGUCGUCGUCGGCUUCUUCUAUUGUUAUACAUAUUUUAGUGCGAGAUUUAACUGAGCACUUCAACAAGAGUUCUUCUAUAACCGCCACCGCAACUAUCUGCCACACACAACACAAUAGUUCGAACAAAACAAACAAAAGAUUGUAGAAGAAGAUGUUGUUGAUGAUGAUGAAGAAAUUCGUGAAUUUUUUUGCUUAUAAAUUAGAAGAUUCACUCAAUUGAAGACAUCAGUCGGGUUCUACCUUCGGGCUGUUAAACAACACUUAACACGCACUUCAAACAUGGAAUUGAAACUCAUUUUAACAUUGACUUUUAUUGGAUUAUCGACGGCUGGAAAGCUUUCGAACAACUAUCUUCCUCCGCACAGUGCUGCCACAGCUGGAGGAUAUAGCGGCUUCCUACAGAGCCCUAAUCGACCAUCAAGUCUUUAUAUCCCACCAUCACAGGGAUCAGCAGCAGCAUCAGCAAAACAACAAAGUCCCCAUUAUCAUGGAGCAAAUUCAGCCUUUGCUGGCAAAUCACCGCAUAGACCUGCGGUGCACUCUGCCAACAGCUACUCUCCAGCCUUCAGGCAACAACAAGCCGAACCAAUUGCAAUUUUACGUUCUGAAAACGUCAAUAACGGUGAUGGUUCUUACAAUUUCGCCUUUGAAACUGCCAACGGAAUUCGCCGUCAAGAGGAUGGUCAUUUGAGAAACCCAAAUUCAGCUCAUCCCGAGCAGGUUGUUAAAGGCUCCUACUCGUACACCGGCGACGAUGGUAAACUGUACACAGUCCACUACACAGCCGACAGCGGUGGUUUCCAGGUUCAAGGAGAUCAUCUGCCCACUCCACCACCAAUUCCUUAUGAGAUCAAACAAUCCUUGGCCCUGCAUCACCACAAAACAGCACAACUCAAUCAACAGCACUCGGCGUCACCAUCAGCGUCAUCAUCCUCAUCAUCGUCUGGGUUUGCAUCAUCACGAGGAGGUCUCUCGAGCCAAUAUCUACCGCCCCAGCAGCAGCACCAGCAACAGCAAGGAUACUCAUACAGCCAACCAGGUGGCAGGAAGUACAAAUGAAACUCUGUAUAGUUGUAGCGAAUUAAUAAAA